UAGAGAACCAUAAAAUUCAGAAAUGACAAUGACGAGCAUCAUAAAUCAAUCAGACAUGAAGGUGGACAUGAGAAGGUCUGCAAAUUAUAGACCCAACAUUUGGAAAGACGAUUUUCUGCAGUCUCUUGGCAGUAAAUAUGAUAAAGAAGAAUUUGUUGUGCAGUUAAACAAGUGGGUGAUUGAAGUAAAACGCCAUUUUGUUCAAGAGUUAGACAUUUUGCAAAAAUUAGAGUUUGUUGAUUGGAUUCAAAAACUAGGCCUUGCCAACCAUUUUGAGAGGGAAAUAGAUGAGUUUCUUGAAACUAUAUUUGUUUCUGUCCAAAACUUCAACAAAAUUAGUGUUCAACAAAAUAUGCACGUGUCUGCACUAUGCUUCAAGCUUUUAAGGCAACAUGGAUACAAUGUUUUUCCAUCUGAUAUACUAAGCAACUUCUUAGAUGUGAUGGACAAUAAAUUCUCUAGUAAUGCUAAAGAUAUUAUAGAGCUUCUUGAGGCCUCACAUUUGGGUUUAGAAGAUGAAAUAAUCUUGGAUGAUGCCAAAAUAUUUGCAAAAAAUUGGCUCAAAGAUGCUUUCAUUUCAUAUUCUAUCAAUAUCAAGGUUGUUGAAAGAGUGGUCCAUGCUUUGGAGCUUCCUUCCCAUUGGAGAGUACCAUGGUUUGAUUUGAAAUGGCACGUGAAGCAAUACCAAGCUAACAAAGACAUGGACCAUGUUUUACUUGAAUUGACAAAAUUAAACUUUAACAUAACACAAGCCAAACUUCAAAAAGAGGUCAAAGAAUUGUCCAGGUGGUGGGAGAAACUUGGAAUAAAAGAAAACUUGUGUUUUGCAAGAAAUAGGUUGGUUGAAAGCUUCAUGUGUGCAACUGGGGUUGCUUUCGAGACCAAGUAUGAAUCCUUGAGGAAAUGGCUCACUAAAGUGAUUAUUUUCGUAUUAGUGAUUGAUGAUGUGUAUGAUAUACACGCUUCAUUCGAAGAACUGAAGCCAUUCACAACGGCAUUUCAAAGAUGGGACGCCAAAGAAAUCGAAGACCUUCCAGAUUACAUGAAGUUUUGCUUCAAUGCACUUCAAGAUGUCACAAAUGAAAUUGCUUAUGAUAUUGGAGGAGAAAAGAACUUCAAUUUUGUGUUACAUUACCUAAAGAAAACGUGGAUUGAAUUUUGCAAAGCAUUAUAUGUGGAAGCAAAGUGGUACAAAACCGGAUAUAUUCCAUCGUUGCAAGAAUAUUUGAACAAUGCAUGGAUUACAUCUUCAGGGCCAUUAAUUCUACUUCAUUCAUAUUUUGGCACAGUGUAUGAAUUAACAAACGAGAUAGAUGAUUUUCCGCACAUAUAUGAUGAUUUGGUCUACAAUGUUUCUCUCAUCAUUCGGUUGUGCAAUGAUCUUGGAACCGCAGUGGCCGAAAGAGAAAGGGGUGAUGCAGCUUCGUCAAUUGUAUGUUAUAUGAAUGAAAGGAACGUUUCAGAGGAAGAAGCAAGAAAACAUAUACAAGACAUUAUAAACAAUGCAUGGAAAAGAAUUAAUGGACACUGCUCCAAUCAAGAUGCUUUUAUGGAACCAUUUUUUAAUCAAGCAAGAAAUGCAGCACGUGUCGCCCAUACUCUUUAUUUAAAUGGUGAUGGGUUUGGUAUCCAAGAUCGAGAUAUAAAAAAACACAUUUUAUCACUAGUUGUUGAACCCUUCUAGCAUUUUUUUUUUUUUUUAAGAUGUGCAAAUUAGGAUUUUCAUUGGGAUGUAUUGCAUUAGGAUUUGAAAGAAUUUUCAAGGGUUAAAUAUGUUUUUGAUCCCUAUAAAUAUAUCAACUU
Messenger RNA from Medicago truncatula (barrel medic), 1803 nucleotides. RefSeq names its product alpha-farnesene synthase. The transcript has 7 exons. Gene Ontology annotation, biological process: diterpenoid biosynthetic process. Bases 23 to 1684 code for a protein of 553 amino acids. Gene Ontology annotation, molecular function: terpene synthase activity; magnesium ion binding. NCBI's taxonomy places the organism in Eukaryota, Viridiplantae, Streptophyta, Magnoliopsida, Fabales, Fabaceae. The record is from RefSeq and is a predicted model, not a curated record.